UAUUCUGAGUCAAAAUGAUUACGGUCACACUUUAACCGCUGUUUUGCAGCUGGCUAAUAAAUGUUUGGAAAUGUUUAAUUCGCAUUUUAAUAAUAGCAAUUGCAAAUUUAAAAGAUGUCCAUAUCGGAACAACACCGCACUGGACUGCGCGAUCUAUUAUUUAAUGAAAGAAAUAUACCCGUGCUGCUGCAACUGGCGAGAAGUGUAACAAAAAAUGUAUGCAGCAUCGACGAACCGGAAGAGGCUCUUGGCUAUCUUACAGCACAUGUUGACGAUAUACACAAACUACUGCAUAAGCGCCAUAUUACACGAGAUUUGCUAUUUAAAUACCUGCACACUCGUUUACCUGGCACCUCGACAGAUUUUACAAAAGUCGAUUUGGUUAUGAAAGUGAUUCAGUAUUGGGAUACAAAUUUAAAUAAGGAAAUUAUAGAAGCCCCCAACUCCACUAUUUCGGUGGCACCUCCAAUGCAGAUACCUAGCGAACAGGACUAUCCAAUACAUUUGAUGGCACGUAAAUUUGGCGAAUGGUUCUUCGACAAGUAUAAUUCUGAUAAUCUGAUUCAGUCCGAUCUCUGGAGCGAUGCAGCUCUGGAGUUGAAAGUCAUUGCGGCCGAUGGGGUUAGCGAACUGGAAUGCUGCAGUGCAGAGGAGGUGCUCUGUUCACUAGUCAAAGCCAAACAAACAUUUGGCUUCUACUUUAAUCCCAAUUUAUCGCAUUCUGGUGUACAGGGACGAGUCGAUCCCUAUGGCCAGGUUGUCGUGCUCUGCUGUGGUACUCUGCACGCCGCCGAACGUUCAGUGGGCGUAUUUGAAUGCGCAUUUGGGCUAUUGCGUGAUCCGCACGCGGACAACAAUUGGAAACCCAAGAAAUUCAAGUGUUUGCUGCGCAGUGAACUGAGUCCGCCUCGAUUACACACCUUGAAUGAGAGCCAGACGCUACAAAUGGCUUUGACUUUGCCCACGCCCACUGAUACACUAGACUAGGAAGAUUAACAGGAGCACCUGGACUAUUAAGAAACUAACUUUAAGGCUGACUAAUUGUUUUCUAUUAAUUUGUUACUAUUCUUCUAGACUGUGAAAUGCAAAACAACUUUUCGGAUCAUUUCUAAUUUCAAUACUUAUAAGCUGUCUAAAUUAUGUAAAAGAUAUCCAAACUUUAAAGUGAAGAGUGAAUCUUUAUAUAUAUCACUUGUAGAAGACUCAAUACACCUCUGUGUAGAUCAUAUUUUAGAACAGAAGAUUUUCCC
This is a messenger RNA of Drosophila hydei, 1250 nucleotides long. RefSeq lists its product as uncharacterized. Bases 115 to 987 code for a protein of 290 amino acids. The transcript has 2 exons. The record is from RefSeq and is a predicted model, not a curated record. NCBI's taxonomy places the organism in Eukaryota, Metazoa, Arthropoda, Insecta, Diptera, Drosophilidae.